Messenger RNA from Thamnophis sirtalis, 1376 nucleotides. The record is from RefSeq and is a predicted model, not a curated record. Lineage: Eukaryota; Metazoa; Chordata; Lepidosauria; Squamata; Natricidae.
CACCAAUGAAAACUAUGGCAGAGUGGUUCUUAAUCAGUAUAAAUCACAAGAGAACUUGCACAGGAACAUGGAAGCGGAGGAUGAUGAGAAAACUAUUCUUAAUCGAUACAGAUCUGAUACUACUUUAGACAGGAUUCCUGGCAGAAGUGAUACUAAUAAGGUAAACACCUCGCCUGUCUUAGACAGCAGGACAAAUAAGAGGCACCAAGAUAUAGAUGAUUUUAUCAAAGUGAAUCAUACCUCUAAAUGGGAAGAGAAGUGCCACGACUUGGACAACCUGAUUGAAGUCAAAGAUGACAACAGCAAGGAGGGAUCCCAAGACCUAAACAAUCUCAUCACAGUGAAUCAUAUGUCUAAUCAGCUAAGAAAGGACGGAUAUCAGGAUGUGGAGGAUCUCAUUGAAGUGAAUCGUAUAUCAAACCAGAAAGGCAGAUACUCUGAUCUGGACAGUUUCAUUGAAGUCCAAGAUAAAAGCAAUCAAAGGGCUAUUAUUGACAAAGAAUUGUGUACCUAUUGCCGGAAGCCAUUGGGCACUGAUACUAAAAUGAUUCUCGAAGCUCUAAAUAUUUGCUGUCAUGCAACUUGUUUCAAGUGUGAAAUCUGCAACGCAACUUUAGAAAACUUGGAGGCAGGAGAUAGUAUCUGGAUUUACAAGAACAUAGUGCACUGUUCACCAUGUUAUUCUAAAGUUAAAGCCAGAUGGACUUACUAAUCAUUAAUGAACUCUGAUGAAACAUUCUCAGAUAUUCCAGCUAUCUUUAUUUGUAUCUGAAAGUUGUAUUCUUUUUAGAAUAAGAUAUUUUGAAAAUCCACAUUUGGCAUUUGAGCAUAAAAUAAGAUUAUGUCUAAAUGAAAAAUAACAUAUGUACUUCGAAUGUUCCUAGAUGCUUUCAUUGUUAUCAAGAGAAAUGUCUACAAUUGUAGCAUUAUAUUGAAUAAGGACGCAAAGUGUUGUACUGUAAAUACAGCAUAUGAAGAUAACCAUCUCUGCUUAACAUAUUCUGUUUUGUGUUCAUGCAUUGAAAAUUCACAUGUAAGUGUUCAUCGUAUAGAUAGAAAUUUCUUCUUUAGCUGCAGCAAUUCUUAAGAGUUAGAGAUUCUGCAACUUUUGUUGGGACUGUUGAUUUUGAGAGGCACCAAAUCACCACGAAAGCUGCCAGAAAACAAGCAAGAUGAAAUGAAGUGGAGUCCAUGCUUUUAAGAACCAUUGUUUUCCUAUUAUUAAUGAUCCCUAGAUGUUGACUCUGCUUCAAUUCACCUCCAUUCAUACUGUAGCUCUGUGGAAGAGAACAUUGGGGUGGGGUGUCAAUCUAUUUUCCAAACCAACUGAAAGCAGGACAAGAAGCAAUGGAUGGAAAGUAAUCAAGGAGAGAAUC